AUGACUCGCGCUCACGCAUCCGCUUGUGGGGGUCAUUUUAGCGGCCACAAGACGGGUUAUCGAGUGCUUACAUGUGGGUUUUAUUUGCCUACAAUUUUCAAAGAUGCGUGUGAGUAUGCUCGGAAUUGCUUAAGCUGUCAAAAAGUAGGGAGUUUUUCAAAGAGGGAUGAAAUGCCCUUACAACCCAUUUUGGUAGUUGACGUAUUCGAUGUGUGGGGCAUUGAUUUCAUGGGUCCCGUUCCAAGCUCAAAUGGUUUUUUUAUACAUAUAGGUUGCGGUGGAUUAUGUCUCGAAGUGGAUUGGAGCCAUAGCUACAAGAACAUUUUUGCUCGAUUUGGGAUUCCGAGGGUCAUUAUUAGUGAUGGUUCACACUUUAAGAACUUUAACUUUCGAAAGCUAUUGAAACGUUACAAUGUGAACCACCGAAUCGCUACUCCAUACCACCCGCAGACUAGUGGACAAGUUGAAAUGUCCAACCGUCAAAUAAAAGAAAUUCUGAUGAAGAUGGUGCAGGUGGAUAGGAAGGAUUGGUUGAGCAAGUUAGAUGACGCGUUAUGGACAUACCGAAUGGCUUAUAAAACUCCAAUUGGUACAACCCCUUAUCGGUUGGUAUAUGGGAAAGGGUGCCACUUACCGAUGGAGUUAGCUCACCGAGCACUAUGGGCAAUUAAAACGGUAAACACGGAUUAUAACGAAGCGGGGAAGAUUCGAAAGUUGCACUUGAGUGAGAUUGAAGAGAUUCGAGAUGAGGCAUACGAAUGUGCAUCCGCGUAUAAAGACAAACUCAAAAAGGUUCAUGACGCGAAGUUACAAAAACGAACCUUCGAAGUGGGUCAAAAGGUUUGGUUGUAUAACUCAAGGUUGAAACUUUUUGCGGGAAAGUUGAAAAGUAAAUGGAUGGGGCCCUACGUGAUCACAAGAGUGGGUCGGUUUGGUGAUAUAGAGAUUGAAGAUGUGCAUACAAAUACGAAGCAAGUGGUUAACGGGCACCGACUCAAACCAUACUUGGAGGGUUACAUCAAUAAUCUCGAACUUGACAAAGUGGGCUACAUUCUAUGCCCAUUGUAUGAGGAAGAAGCAUAA
Messenger RNA from Helianthus annuus (common sunflower), 1083 nucleotides. RefSeq lists its product as uncharacterized. Lineage: Eukaryota; Viridiplantae; Streptophyta; Magnoliopsida; Asterales; Asteraceae. Gene Ontology annotation, molecular function: nucleic acid binding. The record is from RefSeq and is a predicted model, not a curated record. The transcript has a single exon. Gene Ontology annotation, biological process: DNA integration. Bases 1 to 1083 code for a protein of 360 amino acids.